Molecule: messenger RNA, 2325 nt
Organism: Volvox carteri f. nagariensis
Lineage: Eukaryota; Viridiplantae; Chlorophyta; Chlorophyceae; Chlamydomonadales; Volvocaceae
Exons: 16
Coding region: 1-2325 (774 amino acids)
Cellular component (GO): endoplasmic reticulum
Molecular function (GO): lipid binding
Source: RefSeq, a predicted model, not a curated record
AUGGUCUUUCCAUUUAUCGGCGCGUCUAUCGCGACGGGUAUCGGCACCCUGGCGGGCCUGUCGCUCGGACCUUACUUAUACUCAACUUUCAUCAAGCCAACAAGCUACCGCAUCCUACGCGAGGAGGUUGACCAUGACCACAAAAUCCCGGCACCGGACCCGGGCCUGCUCGUCAGGACCACGUAUCGCGACGCUCUGCCGCUGCUCGAGCCCUGGGUCACAGACCCCGACUAUGAACGGGUGUCCAUGAUUAACCGCCUACUGGCCACCGUAUGGCCCACCCUGACCAAGGCCAUCAUGGAUCUCGUAGUCCAGGGGGACAUGUACAACGCGGUCCUUUACCCGCAACUCAAGGCACAAGUGUUUGACAAGUAUGCGUUCGUUGAGGACAUCUUCUUGGGUCCGAACAGUCUGCGGCACGGCAAGGUGGACACCAAGAAGAACCCCUUCUUGGCGGACAAGGUCUUCACCGUGGGCCAGGUGGCCCCCCGACUGGGCGGGAUGAGGGUGGUGCCCACUGCGGACGACGAGGUGCUGCUGGAGACGUCGCUCAUAUGGGGGAGUGAGGCCAAGUUCGAUGUGCACGUGAUCCUGCGGUUCGGGCGGCUGCGGCUCAUUGUGCCUCUGCAGCUGUCCAACAUCAGCUUCAAGGUGUGCGAGCUUGGGGUGGGGUGGGCCGACGUCCGGGUGCUCAUCCGGCCGCUGGUGGAGAAGUUUCCGUGCCUUGGCGGCGUGAGUGUGUCGUUGCUGCGAGUGCCCGUGGUGGACUUCUCCUUGCAGCUGAUCAAGGGAGUCGACAUCAUGGCGCUGCCGUUCAUACCUCAAAUCGUACAUGCGGCCCUUAAAGUGGUUUUGGAGCCCGUCACCCUGCCCCUGCUGAACAAGCCGCUGGUUCCGGGGCUGGGCGUGGUGCUGCCCAACGCCCUCUCCUUCCCCAUCAUGCCCAAGUUCGGACUGCCCGAUCCCCCCGUGGGCGCCGUCAAGGUGACAGUUAAAAAGUUGGAGAACAUCAAGGGCGGUGACGACAUGUACUGCAAGCUGGAGGUCCGCAAGGGCCGGUACCAGCAGACCAGGACUGUGGACAACAACAAGAGCCCCGAAUACAACGAAGAGUUUGCGCUCAUUGUUGACUCUCUCGAGAACGACGUCCUGCGGCUGUCCGUGUACGAGGUGGAUGUGGGCUGGAGCGACACGCUGCUUGGGGAGGUGGUGGUGCCGUUCGGCGAGGUGGUGGGGACCAAGACGGACCCCGCCACGGGAAAGGAGGUCACGGACUUCAAGGCAAGUAGGGGGAUGGAGGGGCAGGCGGGGUCCGCCAGCUCUGCGGGCGCCAAGUCCAUGUCAGCUGCCACCGCCGGUGCGUCCCCCGCCAGCACACCCUCCCCCCCCAGCAAGCCCUCCAUCCUCACCCGCAUAUUCAGCCGCAAGAAGUCCAAGAAGGCGGCCACCGCAGAGGCGGCAGCAGCAGCAGCAGCGGGUGCGGUUUCCUCAGGCGGUGCAUCCGACACCGAAGGCGGUGAGGGCGCCAGGACCAGGGGGACCGCCGGGGCGCUGUCCAGCUCCCGCAGCGGCGGGAAUGGUGGAGGUAUUGGCGGUCCCGUAGGUCUACCCGAGGAGGGAGCCAAAAAGGACAAGGACAUAAUCGGACAUAUCCACUUCAAGAUCGAAUUCGUUCGCUUCAACAAACCCGAGUACGACGACGUGAAUGCGGAGAAGGAGGAGAAGUCCAAGACCCGCGACCCCUACCUGAGCAUGUUCCCGGGGCCCCCGGGCCGUACAUUGGCGCUGCUAGACGGGGCCGGAGGGGCCGGCAGCAGCUCCAAGCUGUCCCACGUUACCUGCCCCGUUCCCGCGGAUAACAAUCCCUACUAUCGCGGCGUGCUCACAGUCCAGCUCAUUCGCUGCAUUGAUCUGGCUCCGGAGGGGGCCAAGGACCUGGCCACCUAUGUGCGGAUGAUCGUGACCAACGACAAGAAGGACGAGAAGCAGGACUCACUGGGGCCAACGAGCAGCGUCAUCGUAAACGAGACCUCACCUCGUUGGGGUGACAAGUUUGACUUCGUGCUAAUUCCGUCCACCUCGGAGCUUCACAUCCACGUGCACAACAAGCCGGGGGUGCUGGGCAAUCUAGUGGGCUCGCUGCUGAGGAAGAAGGGCGAGGAGACUGACCCCAUAAUGGGCAAGGUGUUGAUCAAUGUCGAACAUGUGGCUCGAAACGGCCGCAUCAAGGAGACCUGGGCGCUGGAGGAUGCGGAGCGCGGGUACAUCGAGCUCAACCUCUCCUGGCAGACAUGUCACCUGUCCAGGGACCAGCAGCUGCAUUAA